This is a messenger RNA of Triticum dicoccoides, 1191 nucleotides long. RefSeq names its product putative receptor-like protein kinase At4g00960. Bases 1 to 1191 code for a protein of 396 amino acids. Gene Ontology annotation, biological process: protein phosphorylation. Lineage: Eukaryota; Viridiplantae; Streptophyta; Magnoliopsida; Poales; Poaceae. The record is from RefSeq and is a predicted model, not a curated record. Gene Ontology annotation, molecular function: ATP binding; protein kinase activity. The transcript is spliced from 8 exons.
AUGGAGAGCAGUUUACAGGAUGCAAGUCCACAGCCAAGGGAGUUUCCACUCGAAUACCUACAACGUAUUACGAAUAAUUUUUCCGAGGACAACAUAAUUGGCGAGGGUGGGUUUGGAGUAGUUUACAAGGGAGUAUUGGACAAUGGAGAUGUGAUUGCUCUGAAGAAGCUUACUCACAAAGGGCUUGACGACAAGGAAUUUACAAAUGAGUUCAAUAACAUUAUUAGGGCCCAUCAUCAAAAUAUUGUACAGUUUUCUGGCUAUUGCUACCAUCCCGGUACUAGUUGGGUUAUGCACAAUGGGCAAUAUAUCUUUGCUCAUGAGCCAAUAAGAAUUCUCUGCUUUGAGUAUUUGCACGGUGGAAAUCUUGAGAGUCACCUUUCUGAUGACCAGCCGUGUAGGCCUGACUGGCAGACAUGUUACAAGAUAAUUAAGGGAGUUUGUCAGGGUUUGAAUUAUCUUCAUAACGGACAUAUAGAUUCCAUUUACCAUCUAGACUUAAAGCCAGCAAAUAUAUUGCUGGGAAACAACAUGAUUCCGAAAAUUGGAGAUUUUGGUAUAUCAAGAAUCUUCCCUUCAACAAAAACCGUUACCACCACAACAAGAAUGAUGGGGACAAUGGGAUUCAUGCCACCGGAAUAUAUCAACAAACAAGAAAUCUCACCAAAAUACGAUGUGUUUAGUUUGGGUGCUAUUAUCAUACAAAUAAUGGCAGGACGCCAGACCUACCAUGAUUCUGGAAGUGUUCCUUCCGAAAAAACAAUUUUGAAGGUAUGUGAAAAAUGGCAGAAGUUACAUCCAACAAUGUCGUCACAAACAUGGGAAGAAAUUAAAACAUGCAUCGGAAUAGCAUUAAGAUGUCUGGAGGAUGACCGGCAUAAAAGACCCACCAUAGUAGAGAUCAUCAAUGAACUUAAUUGGAUUGAUAUUGAGGCAUUGUCACUUACAAUUGAGGCUACCAACUUAUCAAGCAGGGACGCUUCGGCUGAUAACCAUCACAAUAACUCAGCUUCAAUCGUGAUUCACGGUAGCAGCAGUAGGUUCGAGUCCUCGGAUGAACCCAUGGAUUAUGAACACGAGUCCUUCAUGAGGAACUCGGAGUGCCGUGGUAUAGGAAUGCCUAGAGAUCUGAAUCAGACAGAUGUUGGCCAUUGCACGAGGUACCCGAAUCUCAGGUUUAUCCUUUUGUGA